AUGUCAGACCCGGCUAGCGGCUUUCCCGGCGUUUAUGAUCAAAUGGGCAAUCGGGCGGAGCAGCCGAAUGUGCUCUGUGCUGUGCUGGUGCGCUCCGGGUCCGGCGGCGAGGCGUGGCACGAGACGCGUGUCCUGGACGAGGAGCCAUUCCUUGGCGGUGAGGAUGGCGGCGACGGGGGCGAGCUUGGCGUCGGCGAUGCCAGUGCCCUUGGAGCUUCGGAGGCCACUCUGGGAGACGCGAGCACCGGAACGCCAAAAAACUACUAUGCAGGAGCUGCCGGUCACAAAAAAGCCAUUUAA
This is a messenger RNA of Emiliania huxleyi CCMP1516, 300 nucleotides long. RefSeq lists its product as hypothetical. Bases 1 to 300 code for a protein of 99 amino acids. The transcript is spliced from 4 exons. The record is from RefSeq and is a predicted model, not a curated record. NCBI's taxonomy places the organism in Eukaryota, Haptophyta, Isochrysidales, Noelaerhabdaceae.